Molecule: messenger RNA, 3840 nt
Organism: Amphibalanus amphitrite
Lineage: Eukaryota; Metazoa; Arthropoda; Thecostraca; Balanomorpha; Balanidae
Exons: 7
Coding region: 222-1880 (552 amino acids)
Source: RefSeq, a predicted model, not a curated record
CGUGCGUAGGGUGCGUAGCAAGGCCCUAUAUACCGUGCGUAGUGCGCGCGUGUCCCCGCUUCGCAUUUCUGUGUUAUUUUCUAUUAAUUUAUUUUUAUUCAAGGGCCUGUUCAGGGCUAUAUAACCAGCCUGUUACAGUGCCUCCAAAAUCAAUAUUUAGGUGAUUUCUUCUCUGACAGUGAGGUGCUGCUGGCAGUGAAAGGCAAAGUGUGUUGAAAGUCAUGUGUGACAAUGCUGUCACUGUCUUUCUGCUGCUGUUUCUGGUAGCAUCAUGUGCAGCCCAGGCAGACAGUCGGAAGUCAAUGAACCGUGCCAGAAAGUCGGCCAGUAGCCAGCGAAAAGUCAAAGUGGAAGCAGCCACUUUUUCACUGCCGUCUCCAGUAAGUGAGGAGGAAGCUGUGGAGCUGCGCAUGUUCGGUCCCUACCUGGCGCACGUGGGGGGCGCCGAACUUCUGCUCAGGAGAGACGAUGGAACCGAGAUGCAACGGAGACUGACAGCCCUUCCCAGCCGCCCGGAAGGAGUGGGCGGCUCCCUCUCCGAGCUCCGCUGGUCGGUUUGCGGCGCAGCCGGCGUGGAUACAGUGUCAGUUCAGGUGCUAUGGAAACCCGAGACGGCCGAGAACCAACGAUGGAUCUUCUGUAGGAUCGGCAGCACACCCGUCCUGAUCAGUGCCGGCGGCGAGUGGGACGUGCGACUGGGUCGGCUGGAGUACCGGAGACUACCGUGGUCACCGGACGGUGGGGAGCUCGGACCAUCCGCUGUGGCUGUCAGGAGUGGAGACCGAACGCCAGCCGUGGCCUGUCUGAAACUGCAGUGUAUGGAUGACGGCGAGCUGGACUCCUUGUCAACUGAUGACGUCACGUGUCAGGAGUUCACCGACUGUGCAGUGUUCGACAUCCCGCAGGGCCGGCCGUCAUACCUGUUCGUUCGUCCGGGCCCCACCACCAGCUCCCAGAUCGGUAAGCCGCUGCGGGUUCAGUUCCAGACUGGCCCGGCCCCGCCGGAGUGGAGUAUCUCCUCCGCUCCCUCUCUGGAUGAAGAAGAGGCAGAAUGUAGACGGAGGCAGUGGGGAGUGAAUGUAACGGAAGGAGAAGAGGGGAGGGUGUCAGAAGAGCAGGGAGAGGAAGACGUGAGGGGAGAAGAGGAGGGUGGGAGACGCGAGGAGUUGGAGGAUGAGGAAUGGGGACAAGAUGACGCUGCUGAGAAUCCGGUGGAGCAGGAAUUGGAUCGAAUGGAGGGCGAAGGAAGCAUUGAGGAUGGUAGAAUCAUUGACGACGGAGGACUUAUCAAAGAUAGAGGAAAUAUCAGCGACGGGGAAAUCAUGGACGAUGGAGAUAGUUCUGAGGGUGUAGAAAGGCGUCUGGAAGAAGAGGGAAGACGCCGCGGGGACUGGAAUGGAAACGAGUCUGGGAUGGGAAGAGAGGACGUCAGCGAGGAGACGGCAGUCACACAGCCCAAAGGGCCCGUCAGAGUGCGUGUGAAGACGACUGUGACUUUAUACCGUCCACGCCAGACGUCACCGUCUUCGGGAGGGCUGACGGAACGACCUCAGCAGCGCCAGGGUGAAACUGAACUACGUCAGGGAGAAGCAGGGUUGAAAGGAGAGAAAAAGUACGAACAGGAUUCGGAGAGGAAGCAGCGACCAGAGAACUGGAAAGAUGGUGAUGAUUAUGAAUAUGAUCAUGGUGAUGACAUCGAUGAUGAUGACAAGAUGCCAUCCGAUGCAGGCACUGGAGCUGUGACGGCCAAAGAAGCUGAUGCUGUGAAGUCCAAAGGCGCCGGAUCGUCCUCUGGUGGUCCUAGUACGGUUCCUUGCGGCAGGCUGUGCUCGGUAGUGGUCAUGGUAUCGUUAACCGCUGGACUCAAGGUUUUGCUCUGAUGACUGGAUGGUUAGUAAGGAAUACUUUUCACAGAUUCAACGUCAUCUCAUGGUGCGGACAUUUUUGGCUAGUGUGGAAAUUUUGGUAUUCUCAUCAUCUAAAAGAUCCAAUAUUUUCAUAAUUGGCUAUUCUAUCAUCUGCUUCACUCACAAAAAGCUGAGUGGAUCUUAUUCACAACUGGACAGUGAUUUAUUGACUUGCAUGAGCUUUUCUACGUCUCAUCAGAAGAAAUUUUGGGCGUCGUUUCUCGACGUACAGCCCUGUCCAGAAUCCUGCCUAAAGUUCUGUCUGGUGCCUUAAUCACAUUAACAGAGAUCAAACGCCAAACUUGCAUCUCCGCAAAAAUAUCGCCACCGCGGGUAGAUUUUGCAGUUUCACUUCUUUUCCGAAGAUCACAGGCGACGUCAUCAAUUUCCUUUUUCCCAGGUAUUCCUCCGAUUUCAUUAGGUGUAAGGUGGUGCGUUUGCCAAUUUGGUAGCUAGGUUGAUAGUUCCGUUCCUAAUCGAGCCUCGUAAGAUCAUCGUACACCAAAUCAGGGCGUUCUACGUGUUGCGCUUCGGCUAUAUGUUGUAGCUUGCAUUUGUUAGUUUUGUAGUGUGCUAAGCUGAAAGCUCAGAGUUUGUGUCGUUUUGGCAGCUAUCUUGCCUAGAUACUGCCCGGGGACGCUUUUCUGCAGGUUUCUUCCAAAGAGUCGUGUAGACGUGGAGAGGGAAUGACCUGCGGACAAGGGUGUGCUGAAGAUGUUUUUGGUUUUUAUAUUUAAUGUUUCAUGUUUCCGUGAUAGUCUUGCUGGAAAACUAUAAUAUGGUGCAGCCUUUCGGUAGUCGUAUGCUGGGCUUAAACGGUUACGUUUCACGUAUGAACAUUUCCUCAAUGUACCGUUAUCAAGAAACUUUUCAGCACUCGUUCCCGUGAUUUAUAUAUCCACCAUUUUUAUGCAUUUAAAGACAUUAGGUUAAGUAAUUCCAGACACGCUUGUUAGACUCGAUGCUGCUUCCUGUGGUGUAUUAUGCGACUUGUGUUAGCUCAAUGUAAUCGUUUCUUUAGAGUAAAGUGUUUGUUCACAAGAAUCCCUGCGUUGUGGUGGUCAUUUCUAUGACCACACUCCGCCGUUCUAUGAGAAUCGGUGAAAGGAACCUUACGUUCCAGUAUUACGAUUUCUUACUUGGUUUUGAAUCAACGAACUUCUUCGUUUAGUCGGUCUUUCAGUGACGAGUAAGGAAUGUGUGUGAUAUGGCAUCGGGCACGUUGGUAGCACUCGAAUUGAGUCGUUUGAUCGCGAUAUUUGUGAGAGCUUUCAGAGACCAGUGUUAUUUUGGAAUGGUGUGCCAAUGACAAUACGGUAGGGUUUGGGAAUCAGAAAUGUGAUGAGACGUCUGGAAAGAAUGGUUUUUGUUCGUUUUUUAUUCAGUGAUAUCGGUUGUGUUAGCGAUUGUAUUUUCAUUCACAUAAGACAUGUAACAUGACAAGCGACGGUGUUCUUACCAUUGUAUUAUUGCGUUGAUACUUUGCUCAUUUUGUUACUCUUGGUUGAAGUUUAACUACCAUUUUUUACCUCUGCAUCGCACUAAAAGGGCUAAGAGUUUGUGAUUCUACUGUGCAUUUCCUAAGCCAAGUGCCAGUAUUCUGAGGCCAUUGAAUGUUUCGACGCAUUUGGCAGCUGCGAGGGAGUGUUGAAUUGACUACCGACUGACAUGUGAUGUGGUAGGCUGUGGUUGGAUUGUAGGAAGCUGGGUUUUGACCAGAGAGGAACCCGAACUGUUCCGUUUGUAACGAACAAUGAUGCGCGUUUGACAAUGUAAUGUCUUGAUUGACGAGCUUUGAUGAACAUAAUUUCUAUCAAUAUUUGUACGGAUUCUUGUAUAUGUGAACGCCCCGUAGUGUUCCUUAGUGACGUUCCUAUGCUAUGCUAUGCUUGGCCUUCUUGUCGCUUUUGUAAUAAACGUGUUUGAUUACAUA